AUGAACAAUCCGCCGUGAAUGAAAGGAACGUUCAGCAGUUGAUCGGGAGAAGAGAGGGUCCUUUUUCUGCUGAAGGUAAGGAAGGCACUUGGGGGUUUAACGUUUCAUGAGCCUGGGCAGUUUGCCAUUGUGUGUUAGUCAAGGGGGUGACAUAGUAUGCUACAGAGACGGGGUCGGUAGAGGCUCCUAUGUCUGAUAAUUAGAUUUAGCUACAUUAUUUCCUACUGCACCCAGUCUGUCGAUCGUCACUCCAUUUACGAAAUAUAGAUCGUUGUCGUUUGAGGCAUUCAAGAGACUUUGUAAGGUUUAUUAUCAGCACGUAGUAGACUGCGUAGCUUUAGGACGCUCCUACAAAUUAUAUUGCACGCAGUCAGGAAUUUUGGAAACAAGGCACAGUCUCACAGUUUCAGUAGUAGCCUACCAAACAAUGUGCCUAUAGGCUAGUCUUCUUUUACUCUAUUAUAAUUAUAGAAGAUUGAGUCUAGCCUAUGUAGAUUAUUGUCAUUCCCAUACUAGAAUAGUGUAUGCUACUCUAAUUUGGUUCAAUUGAAUUAGGUCAUCAUCAUAAGAUGUGUGUCAUUGAGGUUUUUCUGAUAGCCAUUACUGCAACCUGGUGGUUUAAUGCCUGGCUAAAUGAUGUACAGAUGUAUCUAACAGCCUUUUGCUUUAUUAGGCAUCCCAGCUCACAGUAUGAAAACCAAGGCCUGAUACAUUGUCCUUUGUAUGUAGUAGGCUAGUCAUUAACUGAUGUUGGCUGUCUGGCCACCCUCUUGGUUGUGAUGAAGCUGCAUGGUUGUAAUUGUAUCAGUCAAAUCUUUUUGUGACAUGUAGGUGGGGGGGAAAUACAACUUUUUGCAAUAACCACAGAUUGUUUUGUGUAGGAGAUUGGUGCUGCCUCCUGAAAGGUAAUUCUGUAACAAGGGUAAUACAUAAAGUGCAUAAUGCAUAUAAUAAUUUUCCACUGUAAAAGACAAAUGGAGACAGAUUUACUUGCAAUGCAAUCUCUAUAUGUACUAAUGAAUAGGCUAGAUUCCACUGAAACUUCAACAGAGAAAUGAUAUGUUGCAGUCCCACAUUUUCCAUAGGGCCAUAAAAUCACAUUUGAUUCUGAGGGUUGGUUUUAAUCUCAUGGGAUGGGACGCUAUUUAUAUGACAGUGAAGAUCAUUGAAUCCAUGAAAGGGGCACAAAGAUGUAUAGAGGGAGUCUAUUCAAAUGUCUCAGCAUGGCCUUAUUUGACCCUCUGGUGUUGCCAGAGCCGCCUCCUGUCCCUGGCAUCCAAAUCCCCCGCUAUUGAAGGGGCCCGGCCAAUGUUAUGUUUUUAUAGGAAAAGCUAAAGGGACGUAGGGCUACCUAUCUAGAGAACAGCUAGUUGCUCUUUCCGUUCAUGUAAACCCCUAGCUAGCUGCUUUCCUAGUUGCCAUGGUGACGUUUUCCAGAUUCAAUGAUUUGGGAGCAGGAUUUUCAUGAGAGAGGGAGUGAUGAGGUAAGAAUACAGAUGAAAGGAGAGUGAGACUAUACCGAGAAGCUGAUUUCACCCCGUUGUGGUAUCAGGAAUCGAUCCACGGCCCAGAGACGUGCUCAGGGGAUUCUUCUUAAUCUACUGUAGGCUACUUAGAAUGUACUUACAACCUUGCCGAUCCAGAUUUGAUUUAAUUAAUACAUGUUUAUAAACAGUUACAGUGGGAUAAUAUAAUAUUUUGUUAUUCAGAUAGCCCCAUAGGAUAUAUGUAUUAUUACUAUGCCUACUGUCUAAUUCUCAAAUGCCUUGGCUUGAUGAAAGUCUUAUUUGUUAUUUCCGUAAAAAAGAUUAUAGAUAUGCCUCUCUGACCUUCACUAUUGUAUUCAUUAAGUCCUUCCAAUUGUGUACCUACGCAUGUGCCAGACUGAUAAUCUCUCUCUGUCUGUGACGACUGCCGACUGCUUGUCUCUGACCAUAAGUUUGUCUGUCUCUCCACGUUCAGACGCCAAGUUUCCAUGGAGGCAGUUUCAUCUCUCAGCCUCAAGCGAAGAUUCGAGGAGGUGGACAGUGGCUCUCCAUACUCUACGCCCAAGGACUCAGACGAUGACAUUUCCAGCAGUGACAGCGCUGACAGCUGUGAUAGCCUCAACCCCCCCUCCAGCACUGCACUCAUACGUAAGGGUUAGGAUACGGUAGAACCGGCAUUACUUGUUGGCUAAUGUACUCACCAAAUAGACUGAUGCAUGUAGGGCAACUGACUGCACUAGGCAAAUAGUCAGCGAAAUGAAAAGAUAAUUUCAAGUCCAUUUAAAAAUAGGCUAGGUUUUAAAGUGAAUGAUGGAUUAUUACUCUAUAAUAACCCUUAUACUAUCUGUGGUUAUAACCAGUUUAUGGAAACUGUUCAUCCACCCUUACCCUUUUCUCUUCACUGCUCUUUUCUCCUCCUCCUUCCCUACCCAGCGACCUCCAUCCUAAGACGGCACAAGCCCUCUCCAGGUCGGAAGCGGGUGCGGUUUGAUGUGGUGACGGUGUACUACUUCCCCAGGCGGCAGGGCUUCACCAGCGUGCCCAGCCAGGGAGGCAGUUCCCUGGGCAUGGCUCGCCACCACUGCUCCAUCCGCCGCUACACCUUGGGAGAGUUCGCCUGCGAGCAGGAGACCAGUCACCGCCAUGCCGUGCGCCAACACCUCCGCCAAGAGAAGCUCAACGCUCGCAAGAUGAAGGUGAGGUCAAACAUUGAUAUUAUAGUUACGUUUUGAAGGACCUCCUUGGGUUUAAAUGAGAAAUCCCUGUUCAGAUUAUAAUCAUAAUUGGUAUGCAGGCACACUUAACUCGACAAUUGCAUAAAUCAUGUAUUGAUAUCAAUGGAAGAUUUGCACUAAAACUUGAGUUAUGUGCAUGCAUCCCCAGUCAGAAUUCCACCCUUAGUGAGCAAUGUAGGUCUGAUUGUUUCUCUUAAUGUUCUGUGUGUCUAUUUCACCCCAUCAUCUCCAGCUGACGCGUAACGGUACGGUGGAGUGUGCCCAGGCUGACCUGCUGACCCUCGACGACGUGUCAGACGAUGACCUGGAUGUAGAGGGGGUGGAGGUGGACGACUGCUUCUUCCUGCAGCCGCUGCCCACCAAGCGGCGCCGGGCGCUCCUCAGGGCUUCUGGUAACGCCCGCAUAGAUGCCCGGGAGAAGGCUGAGCUACGGACCAUCAGGCUGUCCAGGGAGGAGUGUGGCUGCGACUGCCGCUUCUACUGUGACCCCCGCCACUGUGGCUGCAGCCAGGCUGGCAUCAAGUGCCAGGUGUGUGUGUAUGAUGUAAUGUGUUUGUGCGCUCAGUACAGAUUAGGG
Messenger RNA from Coregonus sp. 'balchen', 3299 nucleotides. The record is from the annotation of a GenBank genome assembly. NCBI's taxonomy places the organism in Eukaryota, Metazoa, Chordata, Actinopteri, Salmoniformes, Salmonidae.